AAAACUACUUCAUCUCAAUCAUUUCAAUCUCCUUGAGGAAAAGUUUGAUCCCUUCUUGUUGUUUCUGUACCAAAAGAAAUGGCUUCUUCCUCAUCUCCAACAACGCUUCAAAGAUCGGAUUCAAUCGCUGACAAAAUGCCUGAUGCAUUGAAACAAAGCCGGUAUCAUAUGAAGAGAUGUUUUGCCAGCUUUGUUAAAGGAGGAAAGAAGCUAAUGAAGCGUGAGAAUCUAAUGAAUGAGAUAGAAAAAUGUGUAGAAGAUAGCAAUGACCGCAAGAAGAUUAUGGAGGGACUGUUUGGUUACAUUCUCACAUGCACUCAGGAAGCAGCAGUGGUUCCACCCUUUGUUGCUUUAGCCGCAAGGCCCGAUCCUGGUUUCUGGGAAUAUGUUAAGGUCAACGCUGGAGAUCUAUCAGUGGAUGAAAUCACAGCCACGGAUUACUUGAAGCUCAAGGAAUCUGUUUUCGACGAGUCAUGGGCUAAGGAUGAACAUGCAUUGGAGUUAGACUUUGGAGCGAUUGAUUUCACAACUCCUAGGCUUAAUCUUUCUUCUUCGAUUGGAAAUGGAGCUGAUUACAUCUCUAAGUUUAUAUCUUCUAAGCUUGGAGGCAAAUCUGAUAAACUAGAACCUUUGUUGAACUACUUGCUUCGCCUUAACCAUCAUGGAGAGAAUCUCAUGAUCAAUGAAGGUAUCAACACAGUUGCAAAGCUCAAAAAAUCUCUGAUGCUUGCUGUGAAUGUAGUCUUCACUUACCCUAAACACACACCUUAUGAAACUUUCUCUCCAAGGUUGAAGGAAAUGGGAUUUGAGAAAGGUUGGGGAAACACAUCAGAGAGAGUGAAAGAAACCAUGGUUAUGCUCUCAGAAGUUCUAGAGGCACCAGACAGUGUGAAGCUAGAUUUGCUCUUUAGCAGACUUCCCACAGUGUUCAACGUUGUGAUCUUCUCUGUCCAUGGCUAUUUUGGUCAGCAAGACGUGCUAGGUUUACCAGAUACCGGAGGCCAGGUUGUUUACAUUCUUGAUCAAGUAAGAGCAUUAGAAGAAGAGCUGCUCAUUCGAAUUAACCAACAAGGUCUAGGGUUCAAGCCACAGAUUCUUGUGGUGACAAGGUUAAUACCAGAAGCAAGAGGCACAAAGUGUGAUCAAGAACUAGAAGCCAUUGAAGGAACCAAGCAUUCUCAUAUCCUCAGAGUUCCUUUUGUUACAGAUAAAGGAACCCUCCGUCAAUGGGUUUCCCGGUUUGAUAUCUACCCUUACCUGGAGAGGUUUACUCAGGAUGCAACGUGCAAGAUUCUUCAACGCUUUGAGUGCAAGCCUGACCUCAUCGUUGGAAACUACACAGAUGGGAACUUGGUUGCAUCUCUAAUGGCCACCAAACUCGGUGUCACUCAAGGAACCAUUGCUCAUGCGUUGGAGAAGACAAAGUAUGAAGAUUCAGAUGCAAAGUGGAAAGAACUAGACCCUAAAUACCAUUUCUCUUGCCAGUUCACAGCUGAUUUAAUCGCAAUGAAUGUCACUGACUUCAUCAUUACCAGCACAUAUCAAGAAAUUGCUGGAAGCAAGGAAAGACCAGGGCAGUAUGAGAGUCACACUGCCUUCACAAUGCCUGGUCUAUGUAGAGUUGUAUCUGGCAUUGAUGUGUUUGAUCCAAAGUUCAACAUUGCUGCUCCUGGUGCCGAUCAAUCUGUAUACUUCCCUUACACAGAGACGCCAAAACGAUUGACUAAGUUUCAUCCUUCUAUACAAGAACUGCUCUACAAUGAGAAAGACAAUAAUGAACACAUGGGAUACCUUGCGGAAAGAGAGAAACCAAUCAUCUUCUCAAUGGCUAGACUUGACACAGUGAAGAACAUAACUGGUUUGGUUGAAUGGUAUGGUAAAGACAAGAGACUAAGAGAGAUGGCUAACCUUGUAGUAGUUGCUGGAUUCUUCGACAUGUCGAAAUCUAAUGAUAGAGAAGAGAAAGCUGAGAUAAAGAAGAUGCAUGAUCUCAUUGAAAAGUACACCCUCAAGGGGAAGUUCAGAUGGAUAGCUGCUCAAACUGAUAGAUACAGAAACAGUGAGCUUUAUAGGUGCAUUGCCGAUACAAAAGGAGUCUUUGUUCAACCUGCUUUGUAUGAAGCUUUUGGUUUAACGGUCAUUGAAGCCAUGAACUGUGGACUACCAACUUUCGCCACGAAUCAAGGUGGACCGGCUGAGAUAAUCGUUGAUGGUGUUUCUGGUUUCCACAUUGAUCCCAACAAUGGUGAUGAAUCUGUUGCCAGGAUUGGAGACUUCUUCAGCAAGUGCAGUACAGAUGGUUUGUACUGGGAUAGUAUCUCUAACGCUGGUCUCAAACGUAUCUAUGAGUGCUACACAUGGAAGAUCUAUGCAGAGAAGUUGUUGAAAAUGGGAAGCAUAUAUGGAUUCUGGAGACAAGUGAAUGAAGAUCAGAAGAAAGCUAAGCAGAGAUACAUUGACAUGCUUUACAAUCUCCAGUUCAAACCAUUGACCAAGAAAGUGACUAUCCCUGAAGAUAAAUCUUUGCCUAUGAGACUGGCUUCACUCCGUAACCUCCUUCCCAAGAAACCAGCAUCUCUUGGAGGAGGAAGUAAGCAGAAGGAAGUCACAGAGACGAAACCAAAGAGUAAAGAUGGUCAACAACGAAAUGAUGUCAAGGCAGAAGAAGGAGAGGUAAAAGAGGGGUUGCUUGCAGCUGAAGCAUCAGAGAGGAUGAAGAAAGUUUUAGAGACUUCUGAAGAGACACAGAGGCUAGAGAAGAUGAAGAUUGCAUACGGACAACAACGGAACCAAGGAGGUUCAUCGGUUAGGAACUUGUUCUGGUCAGUAGUGGUUUGUCUCUACAUCUGUUACAUUUUGAAGCAGAGGUUCUUUGGAACUUACUCGGUUCAAGAGGAUUAAAAGUAAAUUAAAAAGCUGUAAAUAUUUAAUAAAGGAAAAUAUCAUCAAUGUAAAAGUUAAUAUAUGAAAGUUAUGGUCAGAAAUAAAAACUGUAUGAAUUAUUAUUUC
Molecule: messenger RNA, 3009 nt
Organism: Brassica oleracea var. oleracea
Lineage: Eukaryota; Viridiplantae; Streptophyta; Magnoliopsida; Brassicales; Brassicaceae
Product: sucrose synthase 6
Exons: 12
Coding region: 79-2901 (940 amino acids)
Biological process (GO): sucrose metabolic process
Molecular function (GO): sucrose synthase activity
Source: RefSeq, a predicted model, not a curated record